GACGUCUGGCCAGAGACCACACCUCGAAAAGCCUGUCAACGUCACUACAUUAGAGUCGCUUGCUCCCCACAAGCAACACUAGCUAGCAGCUCUGCCAUGGCGGACUUUGCGCCGAACUGGGCCACGAAGGCGGGGCUCAGCCUGCUCACCGUCAACUCGGCGUUCGCCAUCUACCGCUCCGGGGGCGACCUCGCCUCCGUCCUCUUCAUCUCAGGCUCGUACCUCGCCCUGCUCCUCCUCUUCCGCCGCCUCCGCGAAUACGAGCACGCGCCGCCGGGGUCCCCGGCCAGGGAGCGGGCGAGGCGCGCCGUGUGGCCGCUCACCGCGCUGCUCACGCUGGGGUUCGCCUGGAAGGUCGCCGCGGUCAUGCCCUCGCCCGCCGCGGCCGCCGUCGUGUGGGGCCUGGCCGUCGCCACCACCGCCGGAGGCUUCUUCGCUCUGAUGGCCCCGGGCUGAGAAGAUCGAUCGACUCCCGUGCUUCCGCCGCCGUCCAGCGCAGCGGUUAAUUUCCUCUGCUCAGCCGCCGCCGUCGGCUAUGGAUGUGCUAGCUACCUGAUAUGUACAGCGGAGAGCUUGGGAUGUGUGUAUGUAGUUGUGUAUGCUACUAGGUGUCUGGUACUGCCUUUGGCUUCCUCCCUUCUCCUACCUGUUCGCUGUGUUGGUGCUGGAGACUGCUGCUGGAAUGGUGUUAAAAAAACACUGCUGGUUAGUUGGUGGCUGGAGGCUGCGGCUGGAGUUAUAUGAGAGGAAAAUACUAUUAUCUGUUAGUUGGUGCUAGAGCAGAACAAGUAGACAGUAGAGUAUUCCGUCUAGUGUUUUUUCUCCUCCACUUCUAGUUGGGUGUUUCUUUUUCCCUGGACGUGAUUGCCCCCCCUACUAGUAUUUGCAGCUCUGUUUGUGUAUUAUAUUCUGCCCUGCUUGUAAAUUUCUGUGACAUCAGCGGUGCAAUAAAACGACUUUGCUGCCUAUAAA
Molecule: messenger RNA, 972 nt
Organism: Panicum virgatum (switchgrass)
Lineage: Eukaryota; Viridiplantae; Streptophyta; Magnoliopsida; Poales; Poaceae
Exons: 1
Coding region: 97-456 (119 amino acids)
Source: RefSeq, a predicted model, not a curated record